Messenger RNA from Aspergillus melleus, 1677 nucleotides. RefSeq names its product O-methyltransferase hasC (gene hasC). The record is from RefSeq and is a predicted model, not a curated record. The transcript is spliced from 2 exons. Gene Ontology annotation, molecular function: O-methyltransferase activity. The coding region runs from base 382 to 1677 and encodes 431 amino acids. NCBI's taxonomy places the organism in Eukaryota, Fungi, Ascomycota, Eurotiomycetes, Eurotiales, Aspergillaceae.
UUGAAUUGUGUGCACAAUGAUUUAUGCUACCCAGAUAUCUUGGACUUUUGAAAUUUAGAAGCAUCGAUCUCGGGUCCCAAUGCCAUGAGCUUAGUUUGAAGCUCUCGGCUGAGUGAGACAAAGGAAAAGCCGAACUGCGGCGCCCGAACGGCUUCGGCGAGUUUGUGUUUCUUGCUUUUUCGAUAUCCUCCGAGAACAGUCAGAUCGGUGUUGAGACUGGAAAUCGAAAUUCAUGGGUAACUUGUGGGUUUAUCUUCGAGAGUAAGGCCCGAGUUUGGAUGCAAAUAAUUCCAACCGUUCAUACAUCGUUAAAUAGGCACCUUGACUUUCUUUUUGCUCGAAAGAUCGGACAUCCCAGAAAGCAACGAGAACUCGAACACAAUGGAAAACGAACUGGACCAUCUGAAUUGGAACAUCAACCACGCUUUGUCGCAGCUUGAAGGGCCUCUGUCGCAAGAGCUUGACUCGUGCCUCGAAGUCUCCCCGACCUCAAUGAGCACGUCCAGCGGGGCCUACCAAAAGCUCCUAGACACUGUGCAAGUGUUGGACAAGCUUCUUGUUACUUUGACCCCGCCUCAUAUGACACUGGUAGAUGGCGUAUUUGCCUUCACAAACAGCAAAGUUCUACUGUGCGCAUCAGAGUAUGCGCUGGCUGACCAUGUCCAGAGGCUCCAGCCCUGCAGCAUUUCCGAUCUUGCUAAGUCCACCGGUCUGCACGAGCAAGGUCUCUUUCAAAUCGUUCGAUACCUCCGUGAAAUGGGAUAUUUCCACCAGGACCCGAAAACCGGCAGACUGUCGAACAAUAGGCUUUCGGACCUGCUUCGUAAAGACCAUUGGGCCACUUGGCUCAACUGGGUCGACUUCUUCCCACGAGAGUAUUACGACCUGAUCUCACAUCUGCCUGACCAGCUCAAGCGCGAUCAGCCCAAAACCGCCACAGAGCUCUUCUACAAUACUGACAAGCCCAUCUACCAGUACCUGGCCGAAACAGGACGAAUCGCGGGUUUCCACAAAGUGACCGGCACCGGAAGCGUCGUCGAGGCUCCGGGACUGCUGGCUGAUUAUCCGUGGAACGAACUCAAGUCCGAGACCGUUAUGGACAUUGGUGCGGGUGUCGGAGACUUCAUCCGUUCGUAUCUGGAGCGAUUCCCGGACGCCACGGCCGGUGCUUUUGAGCUCCCAUCCACCGCAGAGAUUCUGCAACAAAAGUUUCCUCCAGAGGAUCCACUGACAAGUCGACUUGUCUCCGUGACUGGGGGAGAUUUCUUCCAGGACGAGAUCCCGAAAUCGUCUGUCUAUUUGCUUCGAUGGAUCUUGCAUAACUGGGGCGACGAAGACUGUGUGAGGCUUCUUCGUCGGAUUCGAGAUACUAUCAUCCUGACUCCCGGAAUCAGUCGAGUGUUAAUUGUGGAAUCCGUUCUGUUCGAUGGCCGCCUGGGUCGCGGGGCACGGUACGCGGAUAUUCGUAUGCUAGCUCGGUGCAGAAACAAGGAACGCACGCUGGAGGAAUACAAAAGACUGGCAGAAGAGGCUGGAUGGCGCCUGGACAAGGUUGUCUCUCCGCGAGGUUGUCUCACACAGAUUAUUGAUUUGCGCCCGGUGGGGGCAAGCUCAGUGUCGCCAAAGCUGGACGGCAAUGGCAACGGGGGAUUGGAAUGGGAAUCCGAGUUAAGAUAA